This is a messenger RNA of Manihot esculenta (cassava), 2740 nucleotides long. RefSeq names its product carbon catabolite repressor protein 4 homolog 1. The record is from RefSeq and is a predicted model, not a curated record. Gene Ontology annotation, molecular function: poly(A)-specific ribonuclease activity. The transcript has 12 exons. NCBI's taxonomy places the organism in Eukaryota, Viridiplantae, Streptophyta, Magnoliopsida, Malpighiales, Euphorbiaceae. Bases 577 to 2388 code for a protein of 603 amino acids. Gene Ontology annotation, cellular component: nucleus; CCR4-NOT complex; cytoplasm. Gene Ontology annotation, biological process: nuclear-transcribed mRNA poly(A) tail shortening.
GCAAGUCCUGCACUCUCUUUCUCUCGAAGUCUCAAAGUCUCAACACGUACAAACGAGGGCAAAGGCACGGGCGCGGGCACCACCAUCUCUCCUCCAUCACCACCACCACCACCUCUAUAGAUACACACCAUUUCCUUUGCUUUCCUCUGUAAAACCCUAAUUGUCGAUUCCUCUUUUUCUCUUCCUAAAUUUCCCGCUUCUCUCUCUCUCUCGCUCUCGGUUCACUUCUCGAUUCUCUCGCCUGUCGAUCCACUUUCAUUACUAUUCCCAAAUCCUCACUUUCGUUGUUUAGUUCUUAGCCCUCUCUCUUUCUGAAAUCAGUUGCUUAUGCGCUCUUGAUUACAAGAUCUGUGUUGAUUAUUUUAUUGGGUGCUUCUCUUAAUCGAUGUAUUUUAGGGUUUCGGAAUAGCAUUGUUGGAGGUCCGGUCAAGGCUGGCGGGUAUUCGGGUCAAGUAAAUGGCGGAUCCGCCGAGUAUCCGCCCACUGUCAAUUGCUGCGUUUUCUCAUCUCUUUUAUGUGGAGGAGUUGGAGUUGAUAGGGUUGCAUAGUGCUGAGGAGAAAGAAGAGUGAAAAAGCAUGCUGAGCGUGCUACGUGUGCACCUCCCGUCGGAUAUACCUAUUGUAGGCUGUGAGUUAACGCCGUACGUCCUUCUACGGCGACCUGACAAGACCGUCACAACUGACGAUGUCCCUGAGUCGGCCCCUCUUGACGGUCAUUUCUUGAGAUAUAAGUGGUACCGGAUACAAAGUGAUAGAAAAGUUGCUGUAUGCAGUGUACAUCCAUCUGAGCAAGCCACAUUGCAGUGCCUAGGUUGUGUGAAAGCAAAAAUACCUGUUGCCAAAAGUUAUCAUUGCUCUCCCAAGUGCUUCUCUGAUGCAUGGCAGCAUCACCGAGUUCUACAUGACCGUGCUGCUAGUGCUGUAAAUGAAAAUGGAAAUGAGGAGGAAGAGUUAUUUGGGCGUUUCAAUAGCUCUGGAUCUGGAGUUAUUAAUACUGGUUUGUCUGGUUCUGCAUCAAGCGCUAGCUUGACUAAUGGUUCUGCACCUUUAUACCCUGCAGCAGUUGCACAAAGGAAUGGUGGUGAAACUUGGUUUGAAGUUGGACGGUCUAAAACAUAUACACCAUCAGCUGAUGAUAUAGGCCAUGUUCUUAAGUUUGAAUGUGUUGUCGUAGAUGUUGAAACUAAAUCACCUAUAGGACAUGUGAACACCAUGCUGACUUCUCGUGUCAUUCCUGCUCCUUCACCUACUCCCCGUCACUUGAUCCCAGUCAGUGGAGUUGAUAUGAUGGGGCAUUUAGAUUCAGAUGGACGUAUUUCGUCAUCUGGAACUUUUACUGUUCUUUCUUACAACAUUUUGUCUGAUGUUUACGCAACAAGUGAGACAUACAGUUAUUGUCCUUCAUGGGCUCUUUCUUGGCCAUAUCGAAGGCAGAAUUUGCUGCGGGAAAUAGUUGGAUAUCGUGCAGACAUUGUUUGUCUUCAGGAGGUUCAAAGUGAUCAUUAUGAGGAAUUUUUUGCCCCUGAGUUGGAUAAACAUGGUUAUCAAGCUCUUUAUAAGAGAAAAACCAAUGAGGUUUACAGUGGAAAUACCCAUACUAUUGAUGGCUGUGCUACAUUUUUCCGUAGAGAUAGGUUUUCACAUGUCAAGAAAUACGAGGUUGAGUUUAAUAAAGCUGCUCAGUCCUUGACUGAAGCUGUUGUUCCAAGUGCUCAGAGAAAAACUGCUUUAAAUCGUUUGGUCAAGGAUAAUGUUGCAUUAAUUGUGGUUUUGGAAGCAAAAUUCAGUAAUCAAGGAGCUGAUAAUCUCGGGAAACGACAACUUCUUUGUGUUGCAAACACACACGUGAAUGUCCAUCAAGAUUUAAAGGAUGUGAAGCUGUGGCAGGUUCUUACUCUUUUGAAAGGAUUGGAGAAAAUAGCUGCCAGUGCAGAUAUUCCAAUGUUGGUUUGUGGAGAUUUCAAUUCUGUCCCUGGGAGUGCUCCUCAUGCUCUGCUUGCUAUGGGAAAGGUGGAUACAUUGCAUCCAGAUUUGGUGGUAGAUCCUCUUGGAAUCUUACGUCCUCACAGCAAGCUUACACAUCAGCUACCUCUGGUCAGUGCAUAUUCUUCCUUUGCGAGACUGGGUGUUGGUCUUGGUUUGGAACAGCAGAGGAGGAGAAUGGACCCUACAACUAACGAACCCUUGUUUACAAACUGCACUAGAGAUUUUAUUGGCAGCCUAGAUUAUAUAUUUUACACAGCGGACUCUUUGACAGUUGAGUCCUUGUUAGAACUCUUGGACGAGGAAAGCUUAAGGAAAGACACAGCCCUUCCUUCUCCAGAGUGGUCCUCUGAUCAUAUAGCACUUUUAGCGGAAUUUCGUUGCAAGCCUAGACCAAGGCGUUGAUAAUCCUGGGUCUAAUGAUGCUCAAGAUGAUAUCUGGAGAAAUCAAAGGAAUUUAAAGUAAAACGCAAGGAAGGGUAGAUCAUGGUCCAUGUGUCAUUUUGCAGGCAUCUCAUAGUAGGAUCCUUUGCUAUGAUCUGCUUUAUAGCAUGCCAUGUCAUCUUUGUCUCAUAGAAAAGAUAUGUUAUUCAAUCGCUUUAAAUAUAUAUAUUUCUUUUUUUUUUUUUUUCGGCUGAUAGAAAAGCCCACGGGCUUCUUGUAUGUCAUUUAUCCUUGUACUUUAAGCUCCCCUGCUGCUAUGGCAAGUGGUUAGUGGCAUGCUAAUGAAUGUGCCUCUCUCUUAGAUUUGGGUUCC